Molecule: messenger RNA, 1277 nt
Organism: Pecten maximus
Lineage: Eukaryota; Metazoa; Mollusca; Bivalvia; Pectinida; Pectinidae
Exons: 5
Coding region: 311-817 (168 amino acids)
Source: RefSeq, a predicted model, not a curated record
ACAUUUUACGAACAGUGGGCCGACUCAGUAAAAUGAAUUGUACACGCAUCUCGCAUACAGGGGAGGCCACCCUUACAUGACGUUGGCUCUUGAUAGGACGUGAAACAAUACUUAACCAAACCGAACGGUAAAAUGCAGAGUGUUAAGAAGGAACACGGGGCAACUACCAUUUUUAAAGAUUCUUGUAUGUGUCGGCCAGGGGACAACAGAACCCAAAGCCUUCCUUACAUAAAAGGUAUCCAUCGAUUAAAAGACAUACGAGUAUCGUGGUCAGCUGUUCUGGGGUCCUGUGUGUCUUACUGUCAUCAUAAUGUGGACAAAAGCAAUGCGACCAACUCGUUGGGGUAUACAUGUACUGCUUCUUAUGACUGUCAGCCUCAUAUCAUUGGUUAACGCUGAAACGACAGUGUUCCUCGACUCGAUAGAUGACUGCAACAAAAGGCACACCAUUUAUAAUUCUAGUAUUGUGAUCAGAGCCCACAAAUCUAAAGUAUUGCCCAACCCUCUGAUAACCUGUAACGUGAUCAUAGAUGGUACGGAUAACACGGACAGCAAUGUCGUACUCGAGAUUACACAGACGUCCGUCUCUAUAACUGACUGUGGCUUUGUACUCGAUAUCUAUGAUGGGGAGGACACCAGCAGUUCGCCACUGAAAAGUGUGUCUUGUUGGUCAAGGAGUACCGGUGUGCUUUACACAAGGGGAAAGAUUGUCAUGUUUUAUCUUCAUCGACCAAUGGACUUAUUCCAGCCAACCAACGACUUCAGCAUGAAAGUGAAUGUAGGACGUAUUGAGGAGCCUGACGAUGAUAUGUUCUAAUAUUCUGAUGUAUACUUAUCGACUACGAUUGUAAUACAAAUGGGUGUUGAUGUUGUCGUACUUGAUAAAGUUUAAAAAAAAUAUUAUCAUUUUUAUGAAACGGCUAUUUUCUCGUGUUAAACAAUAAAACAAAAGUCAUUAACUCUUUGCUAACCAUCAGCGCGUAUAUUCUACUUGUUUUGCUUCUCUUUAUUAUCAUUUUGGGGGUUAUAAUGCUCCACAUGUUACCGACGAACCAUUGCCUCUGCCAGCAGGGGCCACCAUAGGCAUUGUCAUAGCUUUGGUUAUACUGAUUAGGGUUCUCAUUAGCCUUGGUUUGUAUGUCAGGAAGAGGCGUAAUCUGUCGACUAUCAAUGGAACGUUGUAUGAAUGAGCAGUCAGUCGAAUCGGCGGUCAUCUAGGAAAUGUAGAGAUUCAAACUAUGAUUAUUAAUCAUUAAAUUAAAUUGUUCCCAAUCUGA